Messenger RNA from Dendronephthya gigantea, 1619 nucleotides. Its product is annotated as protein ABHD13-like. Bases 271 to 1380 code for a protein of 369 amino acids. The record is from RefSeq and is a predicted model, not a curated record. Gene Ontology annotation, cellular component: membrane. The transcript is spliced from 5 exons. Lineage: Eukaryota; Metazoa; Cnidaria; Anthozoa; Malacalcyonacea; Nephtheidae. Gene Ontology annotation, molecular function: palmitoyl-(protein) hydrolase activity.
AUCAAUAUGGCGAACAAUGCUUUUAUACCUGUCCUUUUAUAAGGGCGAUUUUCAUCUUGGAAUCGUUGCUUUUGUACGCCUUUCCUAUGUUUUUUAUUUUCUAAAAACAUAAGCAAAAUGUAAACUGGAAGUAUCCGUGCUCAAACAUCACUUCUUGGCAGUGAAAAUUGUGUUGAUCGAGGGGAAAAGUCCUGUUCUGAGUUGUCAUUGUGCUGUUUUAUGUAUCAAGCAUUUCAAGGGGUUUAAAAUUUGCUGUCAUUGUUUGCGGUCAUGAGUGAUUCCGAUAUGGCCAGCAAGAGGCAAAGUAAUACUCCGCCGGAUUCGGUGACUGGUUUUAAGACGAUAGAAACGAUUGGAAGACUUGUAGUUUUGAUAAUUCAACGUUUCUGGCGGCUGUGCAGUGCUGCAAUGUUAACCUUGCUGUUAUUGUACUGGUUGUAUGGUGGAAUAACAACAUUCCUAUUGCUAAUGGCAGCCGUUCUUGGUGCACUGUACUUUUACCAAGAUGCCUUGCUGUACUUUCCAGACCAGCCUGAAUCUUCGCGUGUUUUUGUCCAAACUCCGCACAAGUUUGGCCUUCCCUUUGAGAACUUUUACCUGAAGACAAGGGAUGGCAUUAGGAUUAAUGUGAUGUUGAUCAAGCAACCGGCACCUCGGUUAGCCGUAGCACCGACUGUGAUGUUCCUACAUGGAAAUGCCGGGAACAUUGGUCAUCGAUUAAUCAAUAGUCACGCUUUGUACAAAAAUUGUGGCUGCAAUGUCUUCCUAGUUGAAUAUAGAGGUUAUGGACGGAGCGAUGGUUCACCCAGCGAGCAUGGUCUCAUCUUCGAUGCCCAGGCAGCAAUGGAUUAUUUAUUGGGUCGCAAAGACAUAGACAGUACAAAGAUCAUAAUAUACGGUCGAUCCCUUGGCGGAGCUGUGGCCAUCCACUUGCUCUCCCUACCUUAUUUUGUGGACAAGGCUUUUGCUAUGGUUGUUGAAAACUCGUUCACAAGCAUACCUCACAUGGCAGACCAACUUAUCAAUGGUCUUAAUCGACUCCCAAUAUUUUGUUUCCGAAAUCAGUUUGAUUCAUUGAAUAAAAUGCGCCGGAUAACAACACCAUCUUUGUUCCUUUCCGGUUCUAAGGAUCAGCUGGUGCCACCUGCGAUGAUGUAUAAACUAUAUGAGAGCUGCUCUGCCACUGUGAAGAAACUGGAAACGUUUGAGAGUGGAACACACAAUGAUACCUGGCACUGCAAGGGAUAUUUUGAGGCGAUUAGUAGGUUUUUGAUUGAGGUUUACGAAGCAAGGCAAAUGGGUUUAGUCACUUCUUCAAAACCUGGCGCAAAUGCUGAUUCAAACUUUUCUUAUGUUCCAAAACCAAUCAGACACUUAUGAUAAAUAUUUAAAUCUAAUAAACAAAAUAAAUGAUAUAAAACAAGUACCACUCAUUGAACUCAAUAGUUCUUUUAGGUUCAAUGGUACUACUGCUUGAAGACAACGUUGCAAAGUUGCAAAAAUGCGACUUUGAAAGCACACAAUAAUUUAUAACUAUAUAGACAUAUUUGUAAUCGAAGCACAGAUGUGCAAAUUAUUAACCAAAGAUGGAAAGGAUUACUAAUAUUGGUAAAUUGACA